AUGGGAAAAUCAAAAGGAGAGAAUGGUCCACUGAUUCAAAGUGAUGGAUCAGGAUCUGGAUCAGGGUCAGGUUAUGGUUCAAAUGAUCCAUAUAGCUUUAUGUACCCAGGUAAGGGUAUGGUAUCGUCUUUGUCAUUGGAAGAUGGUGGCGCAAACAGCAUGCACAACGUGCUUUCCCACUCAUAUCGCAGUGAAGCUGGCUCGAUCAAUGGUGGUGGCGAAGAUGAGGAGAGUCCCCUGUUUGGCACUCGAGACGAGAACAUCGACAUUCAAGGACCACUGCCCGAGGUCAGCAAGAUCGAUGGUACUCACGAGCACAAGAUUGGUGAGCUGUUAGCAACAGCCAUCUGUGGAAAUGAUAUCACAUCGAGUAUAUUCUAUACAUCGAGUCUUUGUACGGCAGCAGCUGGAAUGUAUGCACCAUUCUCAUUGCUGAUAGUAUGCUUUGUGCUGUACUUGUUUAGAAAGGUCUAUGGAGAGGUGGGUAGCGCCCUGCCGCUCAAUGGAGGAGCUUACAAUGUGCUCCUCAACACAACCUCCAAACACGUGGCGUCACUGGCAGCCGCACUCACAAUGAUCUCGUACGUGGCGACGGCCGUCGUCAGCGCCUUCACCGCCAUGAAGUACUUCGAGGGCAUGGUGCCCAGCAUCUCGGACAAACCAUCGACCGUCGUUCUGCUGGCGGCAUUCGCCGCGCUCAACCUCAUCGGUAUUGGCGAGUCGGCCAUCGUGGCCUUUAUCAUCUUUGUCUUCCACAUGAUCACACUGCUCAUGCUGGUGUUUGGCGGCUUUGGCGUGUUCUUCUACCGCCACGACUGGACCAUCCUCGUCAACAACUUCCAUGGCUUCACCCCGGCCAACCUGAUGCCCGGCGUCAGCGAGGACAGCUGUCUGCCCGGCUCGUUCGAGUGGAACAACCACAACUUUGCCUACGACAUCUUCUUUGGCUUUGGCGCCGCCAUGCUCGGAGUCACAGGUUUCGAGACGUCGUCCAACUUCAUCGAGCAGCAAGAGGUCGGCGUCUUCCCCAAGACCCUCAGGAACAUGUGGGCCAUCGUCUCGUUCUUCAACCCGCUGAUUGGCCUGCUGAACCUGUGCUUCCUUUACAUCUGCCAGAUCGCGAGCAGCACCAACGGAGGUGUGUUGGCCACGGUAGCCAAGCAAGCGAUGGGCGAGUGGUUUGGCGUUUGGAUCUCCAUUGACGCGUGUCUCGUGCUGUCUGGCUCGGUGAUCACCAGUUAUGUCGGCAUCAUUGGUCUGGUGCGUCGCAUGGCUCUCGAUCGCUGUCUGCCACAGUUCCUGCUCAAGGAGAACCCAUGGCGUCGUACCAAUCACUUUAUCAUCAUCCUCUUCUUCCUCGUCUGCACCUCCCUCUUUGUUCUAUCCGGCUUUGACACCACCGUUCUCGCAGGAGUCUACACAAUUGCAUUCCUUGGUGUAAUGAGUUUGUUUGCCAUCGGUAACAUGUUGUUGAAGUACAAGAGAUCAAGUUUGAGAAGAGAGAUUAGAUCACCAUGGUUGGGAGUCAUCUUUGCCUUGUGCUUCGUGCUCACAGCGUUGGUGGCCAACAUUAUCAAUGAUCCAUCGACUGUUGCAUACUUUGCCGUGUACUUCAUUGUCACUGCAUUGAUCAUUAUGACGAUGUUUGUCAGGACUAGACUGCUCAAGAUGCUGCUGUACUUCUCCCAGAUCAUUUUGGCCAAGUUCAAGAAGCCCAGAGACAGAUUCUCCAGAUGGAUUGGCGAGAUGAUCAACAGCAUCAACUCACAGUCGAUCGUGUUCUUUGCCUCGAAGCAGGACCCGGCCUACCUGAACAAGGCCAUCCUCUACAUCAGAGACAACGAGCAGACCAACUGGGUGCGCAUUGUUCAUUGUUACGACAGCGAGAAUCCACCAACAGAGUUGACGGCCAACGUGGCCUUCCUGGACAGGAUGUAUCCAAAGAUCAGGAUCGACUUGAUCACCGUCAAAUCAUCGUUCAAUCCACAGGUGGUCGAGAAGCUGUCCACCAUGCUCGAUGUCCAGAAGAACUUUAUGUUCAUCGCCUGUCCCAAGAAGCAUUUGCCACACAGCAUGGGAGACUUUGGAGGAGUUCGCAUGGUUACCAUGUAUUAA
This is a messenger RNA of Acytostelium subglobosum LB1, 2115 nucleotides long. RefSeq lists its product as hypothetical. Gene Ontology annotation, biological process: amino acid transport; transmembrane transport. The record is from RefSeq and is a predicted model, not a curated record. Gene Ontology annotation, cellular component: membrane. NCBI's taxonomy places the organism in Eukaryota, Evosea, Eumycetozoa, Acytosteliales, Acytosteliaceae. Bases 1 to 2115 code for a protein of 704 amino acids. Gene Ontology annotation, molecular function: amino acid transmembrane transporter activity. The transcript has 3 exons.